Messenger RNA from Coniophora puteana RWD-64-598 SS2, 1975 nucleotides. Its product is annotated as general amidase. The record is from RefSeq and is a predicted model, not a curated record. The transcript has 10 exons. Bases 89 to 1807 code for a protein of 572 amino acids. Lineage: Eukaryota; Fungi; Basidiomycota; Agaricomycetes; Boletales; Coniophoraceae.
CCCCCACCUGCCUACCCAUCCUCGUUUUGACGGGUGAUCUCUUGCUGCGAUCGCCCUUCAUCCGCCUCUCAACGGCACCACACUCAUUAUGAGCACGCCCAAGGAAGACUGGCGCACCCUCUGCUCCAGACGCAAGCAGAAGCAGAACGAGAACAUACCCCCAGAAUGGCGCAUCCAAGUCCCAUCGAAGGACGUACAGAAUGUCAUGGACGUCCCAUAUACCUGCGGCCUGCUAAGCCCUGAGGAACUUGCGCUCACCGAUCGCGACCUGGACGACCUUGUAGCGGACCUGACGAGCGGGAAGCUGAAGAGUGAGGACGCGACGAGGGCAUUCCUCAAGCGAGCGAUUGUCGCGCAUCAGGUGACCAACUGCCUGACGGAGAUCUUCGUCGACCGGGCGCUGGACCGUGCACGCGAAGUGGACAAGUACAUGGAGGAGCACGGAAAGCCAAUGGGGCCUUUGCACGGGCUGCCGAUUUCGUUGAAGGACCAGUUCACGAUGAAGGGUCUAGAGACCAUCAUGGGAUACGCUAGUAACAUCGGGAAAUUUGCUGAUCACGACUGCGUCCUCGUCGAGAUGCUCUACGAGCUCGGCGCUGUGCCGUUCGUGCGCACGAACGUCCCGCAGACGCUAAUGUGGGGUGAAACACAGAACAACGUCUUCGGACGAACCACAAACCCCUAUAACCACCAUCUCACAGCAGGCGGCUCCUCCGGCGGCGAAGGCGCCCUCCUCGCGAUGAACGGCAGCCCUCUCGGCGUCGGCACCGACAUUGACGGCUCCCUCCGCAUCCCCAGCGCCUUCUGCGGGCUCUACACCCUGCGCCCGUCCUACGAGCGCCUUCCCUACCACGGCGCGGCAAACGCGCUCACCGGUCAAGAGUCCAUCUCCUCCGUCCUCGGGCCAAUGUCGCACUCGCUCGGGUCCCUCAAGCUCUUCACCAAGGCGCUCGUAGACGCUCGGCCGUGGGAACGCGAUCCGCUCGUCGUGCGCAAGCCGUGGAAUGAGGACGAGUACAGGCUCGUGGACCACGAUCGCGGGAAGAGGAUGUGCUUUGGGAUGCUAUGGGAUAAUAAGGUUGUGAAGCCGCAUCCUCCGCUCAAGAGGGCGAUGGAGAUGGUGAAGAGGGCGUUGGAGGAAGCGGGGCAUGUCGUCAUUGACUGGGAACCGCUCAACCACGUCGAUAUCUACCGUGUUGCUCAAACGAUCCUAGUGGCGGACGGCGGAGAAGACUACCGCCGAGACUGCGAGGUCUCCGGCGAACCCCUCAUCACCUCUAUGAGCCCCGAGAAAGACGCACACCAAAUCGACUUAGAGGUCUCACUCGUCAAGAUGCUCACAGGGCCACCGCGCUCACGGAGCGCGUACGAGCUCUGGCAACUGCACACCGAAAAGCGAAACCUGCGCAAAGCCUAUCUCGACCACUGGAACGCGACUGCCAAGCGCACGGGCACAGGCAGACCCGUUGACGCCAUCAUCUCGCCCGCCGUCGCGUACACCGCUGUUCCACACGGCCUAAACUACGACUCGUUCUACACGACACUGGGAAACGCAAUGGACUACGCAUGCUCCGGCUUCCCGGUGACAGUCGUCGACCCCGAGCAGGACAUGCCGCACGACCCGCACGACUUCCAUAACCACGAAGACGCGGCGUUCUACAAGCUCUACCACCAUGAGCUCUUCGCGGGCUUGCCAGUCGGGCUGCAGCUCAUCGGGCGCACGCUCGAGGAGGAGGCGGUUAUUGGUAUGACGGAGAUUGUGGAUGGUAUUGUAAAGGAUUAUAAGAAGCGAAACAAUCUCCAGUAAGUAUGUGUAUCAUAGUAUUGGCGAGCGGAUGUUGGUGAAAGGGGGGUUAUACCCAGAGAGCUGGGCGUCAAGCGUGCAUCUAGGUUGUAAUUUGUAUCAUGAUCCUGUACUUACGUGCAUGUACCCAGCCACUAUGUAGGCAAACGCUCUAGGAAACGAUUACUCUGG